AUGUCUGUUGCUCGGUCAAAUAAGGGGUCAGUUUUUAAGCUGCAGUUUGUUCAGACAGUCGAUGCUGAUUCUUCGUUAAAGGAAGAUAUUGUUUUACCAGGUAGACUGGUUAUUCCUGACUUUAGAACUUCCAGAGGUAGAUUAGGUUCUAAAGAUAGCGCUUUACCUCCAGAAAUCGGUAAAUGUGGUGGUGGAGAUUGGGUCACACACUCUAUGACGCGCGAAGAGAUCGGAUCAAUACCACUGCGUUCACGAAGUAAAUUUUCAGAAGAUAAAGUCGGUUUCUCAUCGGCCAAAGAAGUACAGCAAAGCAAACCGCUAUUACUAUCAACGAACCAAAUGAAAGAAAGAGGAACAUUCCAAGAAUCACAAAACUUGACAGGGCCUAAUAAUUAUUUAACUGGUGGUGGCUUGGUACUCCUUUCUGGUCCAAGUAACAAACGCUCUGAAGAGAAAUUUGAAUUAACUUAUAAUCAAGACGUCGAGUUAUUGGGUGAAAUGUCAGAUGGUAGAUUAACGAACAAGUUGCCUGCUUCUCAAAGAGAGUUUAAGGACGCUGAUGAGGCGGUAGCACUAAUGCACAGAAAGGACAGCGAUGACGAAACAUUGCACCUUACACUCAAACAGGGUACGCCGUCUGGUGGAAUUGUUAUUCCUAAUAACGAUGCUUAUAGCUUUUCCAUUGACGUACAAGAUCCUGCCUUGUCUGGGAAGAAAAGCAACAUUCAAAGAGAGUGGUUGACGCAUUCCUUAACACACGAGCAGAUCAGAACGUUACCGCUUGCCUAUAAUCCACGAAGGACAGUUCAACAAACACAAGAGAGUCAGCCAAUAAGAAGAUUGGAUAAGCCGGGUCCAGGAAAACUCGUCAUUCCAGUCACAUUCCACUAA
Porites lobata is the source of this 891-nucleotide messenger RNA. NCBI's taxonomy places the organism in Eukaryota, Metazoa, Cnidaria, Anthozoa, Scleractinia, Poritidae. The record is from the annotation of a GenBank genome assembly.